AUGUCUUCUAAUAACCAACAAGUCGCUCUCACGAAUACCUUUCGCUCUUACAAUUCCAAAGUUCCGAUGUUUCUGCAAAAAUUGUAUAUGAUUGUUGACAAGGAAGAGACGAACGAUGUCAUCUCGUGGUCUCAGGACGGGGAGUCGUUCUUCGUUCACGACCAUGAGAGACUUGCUAGAGAGCACCUCCCACAGUGGUUCAAACACAACAAAUUUGCUUCCUUCGUUCGCCAACUGAACAUGUACGGAUUUCACAAGGUGCCUCACCUGCAGCAGGGCGUACUGAAAAGCGAAACGGAAGCAGACCAGUCGCAGUUCAUACAUCCAUAUUUCCAGCGCGGGAAAGAGGAACAGCUGAUAUUCAUUGAGCGAAAGAAGCAGACGAAAGAUCAGGCGGCCAUUGAAUUCGAGCAGGCUGACCCUUCUGUACCUCCUUCGUUUCCUACUGGUCAAGCUCUCGAUAUUCCUGCUAUUGUCAACGGUAUCGCCGCUAUCCGACGGCACCAGACGACGAUAUCUCAGGACUUGAGCGAACUGAAGCGCUCAGAUCAACUGCUGUGGGAGGAGGCUUUGCAAGCUCGGAAUCGGUAUAAGCAGCAACAGGACACCAUCAAUCGCAUCGUCAAGUUCCUGGCUAACCUUUUGACUCAGCUGGCGAACACCAGCGGCAAAGAGAAGGACUCGAACCGUCCACGAGACUCUCCACAUGGCAUCGUACCGCUCCAACCUUCACGUCUCAUGAUUGAGGACAAGCGUAGAGACUCGGCGGGGAGUAAGGUUGGAAUAGUCGAGGUGGAAGAUGAAGACGACAAGGAUAUGGCGAAGUCUCCAGCUUGUAAAAUUUUCCUCCAUAGUGUUAGUGUAUAUUCUCUGAUUUUCUUAUCUGGCAGCAGCGAAAUACCCGACCGUGGAGACACCAAGUUCUACCGUGCAACCAUCGACGACCACCUCUGA
Desarmillaria tabescens is the source of this 954-nucleotide messenger RNA. Its product is annotated as HSF-type DNA-binding-domain-containing protein. The record is from RefSeq and is a predicted model, not a curated record. Gene Ontology annotation, biological process: regulation of DNA-templated transcription. Gene Ontology annotation, molecular function: sequence-specific DNA binding; DNA-binding transcription factor activity. The transcript is spliced from 3 exons. Bases 1 to 954 code for a protein of 317 amino acids. NCBI's taxonomy places the organism in Eukaryota, Fungi, Basidiomycota, Agaricomycetes, Agaricales, Physalacriaceae.